AUGGUUUAUGCAGCUAAUCAUAUAGAUGAUAAGAAGAUUCUUUGGGAUGACCUUUUGGCCUUAGCUGUUGGUAUUAAUCAUCCUUGGGCUAUCAUGGGAGAUUUCAAUUAUUGCAGAUUUCACUUUGAAAAAGUUGGUGGCAAUCCUCUUCCUCCCAGCAGGCUGGGGGAGUUAAAUAACUUUAUUUUUGAUAGUGGAAUGCAAGAUCUGGCUUCGGUUGGACUUUCAUUUACUUGGUUUAACCAAAGGGUUGAUUUGUUCAUUCAUAUUAAACUUAUUAGAACCCUUGUAAAUGCUGCUUUCCUGGAAUCCUUUCCUUCAGCUUAUUAUAAGGUGGACCCUCCUAUUGGCUCUGAUCAUUCCCCUUUGAUCAUGAUGGCUUCCCCGGUUACUAAAACUUAUUCUCAGUUCAUGUUCAAGGAUUACUGGUGUAAGAUGGAUGGUUUUUGGGAGGAGGUUCUGCAUGCUUUCCAUAGACCUAUCACUGCCAGCCCUAUUACCUCAUUUUAUAACUCUCUGACAAAUCUUAAGCUUUCCCUUAAGGAUAAAUGCUGGGCCACUUCUAACUUCCUCUCCAACUCAAUUUUAGAGGCUAAGAGCUUUCAAUUUCAAUGUCCCUCUAAUAUUCAGCUUGAUCUUUUAAAUUUGGAUCUUAAUGCUACCCUUAAAAGGGCUAAUGAUAUCUUGCCUCUUUACAAUCCGCUUGGUCUUCAUGGAUUUCUCAAAGGCAUCCCUAUUGGCAACUGUAUUCCUUCCUCCCUCUUGGAUGUUCUAACGGUUCCGGUUACUACUAAGGAGAUUAAGUCUGUUGUUUUUGAUGGGGUUGCUACCUCUAGCCCUGGCCCUGAUGGCUUCUCUUUUGGCUUCUAUCAACAAACUUGGCACUUAAUUGGGGACCAUCUUUGCAAGGCUGUGAAACAUUUCUUUAGCUCGGGUCACCUUCCUAAAGGGGCAAAAGCUACAGCUAUUUGCCUCAUUCUUAAAGGAACUCAUUCCACCAACAUUGCUGAUUUUAGACCUAUUUCCUUAUUCAAUGUGUUCUACAAGAUUAUGGCUAAGAUUCUUGCAAAUAGAUUAAAUAUUGUUCUUCCUUACAUCAUCCAUGAGAGCCAAGCUGGCUUCAUUGCAAGAAGGUGUUCCACUAAUAAUAUUGUUCUUGCUGCUGAAUUACUGAAAGCUUUUAAAGGUUCACCAAAAUUCUUCAGUGCAAAGAUUGACAUUAAGAAGGCUUUUGAAAUAGUUUCCAAGGUCUUCUUGAUUAAUAGAUUAAGGGAUAAAGGUUUCCCUGAGAUUUUCAUUACUUGGAUUGAGGGUUGCAUCUCGGAGGUGUAUUUCUCUAUUUGCCUUAAUGGCUCUUUGGAGGGAUUUUUCAACUCUUCCUCCGGGCUUCGUCAGGGUUGCCCCCUUUCUCCCCUGCUUUUUUGCAUCAUCAUGGAUGGACUUUCUUCUUGCCUACUCCCUCACAGUAACUCUUUUAUUGGGAUUAAUCACAAGAAUUUUGAGCUCAAUCAUCUUAUGUAUGCAGAUGAUCUUCUUGUUUUUGGUGAUGCGUCGUUGGAGAAUGUUACUUGCUUGAAAAAUGUCCUUCAUUGUUUCUCUGAAGCUUCGAGUCUUAAGAUUAAUCCGAUGAAAAGUUUCAUCCUUUUCUCUAAUAUGGUGGACAAUGGUGAUCUGAUUGCUGCUAUCUUGGGCAUUUCUAAUAUUAGGGACUCUCUUACCUAUCUGGUUUUUUGCUGGAGGUUUUGUUUUAGCUGCAGUUCUUUUGGUCUUAUUUUGCUUACUUUUGGGAUUGGGCUAUUUCCGCUGUGGGCAUUCUCUUUCGAGACCUGGAAUUUUCGGAGUAGAUAUGGUGUUUCUAUUCUACAGUUGUCUUCCUGUAAGGGUUUUCAGAUUGGAACUUCUUCUGACUGUGAGCUGUCUUCGCUUGGAGGAAAUUUUGAAUUUUGCUGGACUAUGAUAAGCAAAGGUCUACACCAUUCCUCCUUAGGAUGGUCUUUUGGCAACCAAGGAGUUCAUUGUGGAAGUUUUGGGAGAAGCUGUGAUGGUCAGCAGGUUUUCCUGGCUAUUGGCAACCGGCUUCUUGUUGGAUUUUGCUGCUGCGUGUUCCUCUCGGUUUCAAGCUGA
Molecule: messenger RNA, 2124 nt
Organism: Dendrobium catenatum
Lineage: Eukaryota; Viridiplantae; Streptophyta; Magnoliopsida; Asparagales; Orchidaceae
Exons: 3
Coding region: 1-2124 (707 amino acids)
Source: RefSeq, a predicted model, not a curated record